GUCUGAGGCUGGUCUCUAAGAACAGGCAGGAUUCUUAGAUCUGGCUGGUCUGAUCUGAACAGGCUUCGUGAUCUGAGACAAUCUGGUUUGGACUCUGGGUUAGGUUCGGUUCGAACAAUGACUUUGGUUUUAUGCUUGACGCAUUCACUUUCCGCGCGGUGAUGCGGCUCGCGGAUGGAACGCGCUUCACAACUCGCAGUGUUUAUGGUUUGUGCGGCUUGUCUCUGCGCAUUCACUAUGCCUGGCAAAGAGUCCAAACGCAAGGCGGAUGCUGCUAAGCGCAGCAAUCGUCCAGCUCCGCCUAUUCGUAUCGGGAUUCCAACGCACAUCAAUGAUGAUGUUAAUUUUUCUGGAACUGGCUUUCGUCAUCGAGUUCGUCGUUGGCCGACCAGUGUGAUUUCUAACAAAGCUCACAAGUUGGUCCUUCCAGAUGAGAUUCCUGACAAGAAAUUCAUCCUACUUGUUGGGGACUCCCACUUGAGGUCCGUGGCAGACGGCAUAGUCCCUAUGCCGGUUGGCGGCCUCGCUUUUGGUGUGAUGUCCACUCCAGGAGCUUGUGCAGAUCUUCUGCGCCUUGAGGUUUCACAGGCUGUGUUACCUCGGGAGCCUGAUGCUGUUUGCGUCAUGGCUCCUUCUAACAACCUUACGGCCAGCAGAACAGUUGAAGAGGCAGGGGAUGCAUUUGAGCGGUACCUUUUGGCUGUUCUCAGUCGCUGGCCUAAGGUUUUCUGUACCUCCAUGAUUCCCCGUUUAGUUGGAUCCUGGGAGCGUCAAGACCUGUUUCAGCAGGAGUACCACCGCAGAUCGGCUAAGCUAGGUGUAAGUUAUGUGCCGAUCCACGAUCACCUACCCAGGUAUCGUCUUAAACUGUGGUGUCGUGAUGGUAUCCACCUCAGUGAUAAUCACGGGAUGCCUAUACUCACGCAACUGAUGUGGAAUGCCUCCUAUCAGUUCUUGGAGACACACGCACCAAAGCCACUGGUGCAGCACCAGGUGUCUCCUCCGCAGAAAGCGAGUAUUGUGCCCCGUGUGGUUGUGAAGGGUGUGGAACGCAUUCCACCUCCACGCCCUUCCGAAUGGACGUUUGUGAGACCUAGCGGGAAGAGAAACCAUUCAGGGGAAUUUGAAAAGACUUCUAAUUCCCCCAAGAAACGAGUGGUUGUUUCUAAGGCUGAUGACACUUCAGUGGCCUUGAAGGAGUGUUUCAUCCCCCUGAAUCCCGUUAGGUUCUCACCUUCAAUUCUGGCUGCCAUGGACACGAUUGCUCCAGCGGAUGGUCCCACAGAAUUACAGACUACAUCUGUGCGACAUUUUAAGAAAGCAGCUAGGCGUGUCCAGCAGGAGGUUGCAUCCACACCUUGCAUAAAUCCUCUUGCAGACGUGGAGUCUGUUCGGUCUAGGAAGGAGGUGUUGGACUGUGACCAGCUGCCUUCACCCCACCAUCAGGAGGCAUCUGGUUGUCCUGGGUCUGUCUCUGGGUCUGUUGCUGCCCAUGCUGUGAUGCUUCCUUCUGGCCAUCACGCGCAUGCAUCACCCAGAGGUCAGUCUGCUAACACCCCUUCUUGCGUGCGUUCACAGGUUUUGCUGUCAUCUCUAGUUCCAGAGACAACUGUUCAAAAUCCUGUUGUAAAUAAUUUUGAUAAAGAUAAAACAAUUUUACACAACGAUGAUACAAUUUUAGACUCUGUCCUAGGAUCAUUUCAUCAGGGAGAUGGGCGUUUUAAAUAUGGGGGAGUUCAGUGUGCAGCUAUUACUGUUGUUGCUUUAACAAAGCACAAACAGAAGAGUGUUUUCUCUUGGGAUUUUGCCGUGUUGGAUAACGUUGUUGAGUUAGGAGAUGAGCUGUACACAGAUUUGCGCGACAACAAGAAGAUUAGAGGUGGACAUGAGUUUCUCUCUGUUCCAGACUUGCCAAAGGAAAUUGACAUGGAAGAACAGAGUUUUAAGCUUGUUUACGGGGAUUUCGUUUUAGGAGAUGUAGAUGUAGCUGAAGGUGAGUUAAUAGAUGCUGGUGUGUACACUCCUCUCCUGGAUGGAUUGAAGAAGAUGUGCACACAGCAUGAAACUUGCAUUAUGACAUUAAGUGGCAAUACUUGUGCUAUCAUUUGUGAUAAUGGACGUUAUGCUGUAGUAGAUUCCCAUGCACGCUCCGCAGACGGCAUGGUAGACCCGACAGGACAGAGUGUAGUUCUGUACUUUGCGAACCUUGAUAAUGUUUUUCAACAUUUUCAGAGGUUUGCUAGUGAACUGGUGGGAUCUCAGAGGUUAUUUGAGAUCACUGGAGUGGAUAUUGUUCAGAUGGACACAUUUAAAAAUGUAUCUGAACAAACAGAUGACAUUGACAUAAACCCUGUUAUUUUUGUUAGUGAUGCUAGUACUAAAGAUUUUCAUUUCAGUCCCGUUUCUACAGACGUGUCACAGGCGUUGAGUAUAUGUCUGAAUGUGAAGUCUGCGAUGGUUGAAUCAUCUCCUGUUCCUUCAUGUAGCACAAGUGUGGUUAACGUUGAUGAUAACAGUAUUGUAAACAAUGAUACAAUUUUAAGCUCACUUACAGGAUCAUUUAAUCAGAGCGAUGGGCGUUUUAAAUAUGGCGGCGUUCAGUGUGCAGCAAUAAGUCUUGUUGCUUUAACUAAGCACAACAUACAAAGUGUUUUUUCAUGGGAUUUUGCCAUGUUAGACAAUGUUGUUGUUUUGGGCGAUGAGCUGUACACAUAUUUACGCGACAGUGAUCUAAUAAGUGCUGGGAAUGUGUUUCUUUCUGUUCCAGAAUUGCCAAAGGAAAUCGUUAUGGGCAAACAGACUUUUAAGUUGAAUUAUGGGGAUUUUGUUUGUGGAAAUGUAGAUAUCGUUGAAGGUGAACUUAUAAAUGCUGGAGUGUACACUAGUCUUUGGGAUGGUUUGAAUAAGAUGUGUACACAAUAUGAAACAUGUUUUAUUACACUUGGAGACAAUACUUGCGCUUUACUUAGUGAAGAUGGACAUUAUGCUAUUGUUGAUUCACAUGCUCGUUCUGCAGAUGGAAUGGUUGACCCAAACGGUAAAAGUGUAAUUCUAUACUUUAGUAGUCUUGACAAUGUUUUUAGAUAUAUUCAGAGGUUUGCCAGUAAAUUAAAUGGAACUCAGAAGUUGUUUGAGAUCAGUGGAGUUAACAUUGUUCAGAUGGACACAUUGAAAAAUGUUUCUGAACAAACAAGGUUGCCUCCAACAACAGGAAAGGAGGUUAGACGUGAAGAGUCAUUUCCACUCUCGGAACCAAAAAAGUUACAGACAGAUGACACCGACAUAAACCCUGUUGUUUUUGUUAGUGAUGUUGGCACUAAAGAUUUUCAUUUCAAUCCCAUUUCUAGGGACGUGUCUCAGGUGUUGAGUAAACGUCUGAAUGUGAAGUCUGGAAUGGUUGAUGAAUCAUCUCGUGUGAUUGGUGAAUUGGGUGUACCAUGCAUGAAUAAAUCAAUAGUGGCAGAUGGAAACUGUUUUUUUAGAGCACUUAGUCAAGCUGUUUCUAGCACCCAGGAAUAUCAUAGAAAAAUCCGUCUUGCUUUGGUCAAUCAGUUAAAAAAGAAUCCUCAAAUGUAUCAAACCAUUUUAAGAAGUGAGUAUUCCUCGGUUUCGCAGUACCUCACCUCAUCCAGGAUGCAGUACGUUGGCAGUUGGGCAACUGAAGUGGAAAUUCAAGCUGCUGCUGAUUAUUUUGGCAUUAACAUAUUUACUUACUGUAAUGAUAAAUGGCUUAAAUAUACAUCCAACAGCAUCUUUUCACAGCAGGCUGUUUAUUUGGAGAAUAGUAAUGGUAACCAUUAUGAGACAGUGGUUUGUGUAAAACAACCUAACACAGGAACUUGUUAUGGUUAUUGUGGCCCUGUAAAUAGUAUUUCUGGUAGAUACAAUACUCGACAUGCCCCUACAGAACAUUUAAAAUGUUCAGUAGAAACUGUCACACUUGAGCCGAGUUCCAUAGAUACAGAUGGUGUUAGUGUUGUUCAUUCAAAUACUUUAUUUACUCCUAUGUCUGCAGAUUUUUGUAAAACUCUGUGUAAUCGGUUGAAAAUAGAUUUUGAGAAACACAAUUCUCAAGAAUCCACAUCAGGUGGGCCUUUAGGAAAUGUGUGUAAGACGGAACAUAUUAUUGAAGAUGGUAACAGUUUUUUUAGAGCUGUAGCUCAUGUAAUUAGUGGGUCACAGAAGGGCCAUCGUAAGAUCAGACUCGCUGUUGUUUCUUAUAUGUUGAAAAAUGUUGAAGAGUGUGAGAACUUUCUGGGAAAAGAACAUGCUUCUGUGUCAGAAUACAUAAAAACUUCACAGAUGAAUUAUGUCGGUCACUGUGCUACAGAGGUAGAAUUUAGAACUACAGCCAGUGUUUUAGGAAUACCCAUAUUUAUCAACAAUGGCACAGAGUGGGUCAAAUAUAGUUCUCAAACUAGUAAUUUUGUCACUGAGGGGCUAUAUUUGUCAAACUGUAAUAAUCAUUUUGAACCCGUUCUUUGCAUAAGACUGGGUAAUAAAGAAACAUGUUUUGGGUUUUGUAAAGUUGAUUUUUUGUCAGACAACGUAAACAAAUGCAGAAGGUCAACUAUGAUGCAAUUAAAUGCUGACCCAAACAUGGAAAAGAUGAAAACGAGGAAGAGUUUUUCCAGAUAUUUAAAGCAAAAUAAGGCUUAUGCAGAAGCCUCUAAUUAUAAAACGGUAAAUGCAGUUAAAGACAAAAUAAAAAGUCAGAAGAAAAAUGCAUACCAGCAAAAUGUUGCUUACAGAAUGAAAAAGAUCAGUGCGACCAAAUUUAAAUACAAAUUUCUUCUUGCACAUAAAGAGAAAGUGAAAAAGAUGGCUUUGUUUAACUACCAUCACAAUUUUUCUAACAAAGAAAAGGUUAAACAGAGGACCAGUUAUAGCUACCAUCAUAAUUUGGCUCAUCGAGAAAAGCUUAAACAGAUGAGUGUGUAUAAGUAUCGUCAUAACUUAGCUCAUCAAGAAAAGCUUAAACAGAUGAGUGUGUAUAAGUAUCGUCAUAACUUAGCUCAUCAAGAAAAGCUUAAACAGAUGAGUGUGUAUAAAUAUCGUCAUAACUUGGCUCAUCGAGAGAAGCUUAAACAGAUGAGUGUGUAUAACUCUCGUCAUAAUUUGGCUCAUCGAGAAAAGCUUAAACAAAUGAGUGUGUAUAAGUAUCGUCAUAAUUUGGCUCAUCGAGAGAAGCUUAAACAGAUGAGUGUGUAUAACUACCGUCAUAAUUUGGCUCAUCGAGAGAAGCUUAAACAGAUGAGUGUGUAUAACUACAUCAGGUCUUAA
Nothobranchius furzeri (turquoise killifish) is the source of this 5283-nucleotide messenger RNA. The record is from RefSeq and is a predicted model, not a curated record. NCBI's taxonomy places the organism in Eukaryota, Metazoa, Chordata, Actinopteri, Cyprinodontiformes, Nothobranchiidae.